Striga asiatica is the source of this 1849-nucleotide messenger RNA. NCBI's taxonomy places the organism in Eukaryota, Viridiplantae, Streptophyta, Magnoliopsida, Lamiales, Orobanchaceae. The record is from the annotation of a GenBank genome assembly.
AAAACUUAUUUUUUCAUACAAAAUGAGAAACCAAGUUCCAGCGAGGCCGCACGGCAUCAGGUAAAAGAAGCGUGAAACGUCGAUGGACGAUGGUUUUUGUUCCUUUUUCUUCUCUCUCUAUUUUAUGUUAUUGUUUGAAUUUUAUUAAUUACCUCACCUCAAAUAAUUUCUCAUUCACAGCUCCUUUACAUUUACAGAAACUCACCACUCUCCCCACAAACAAUCAACAAUCAGAUCUGCCUUUCCCCUCCUCUCACUAAACAACAAGGCAACAAAAACCAUAACACCCCAAUUUUUGUUGUUGUUUUUCUACAGUUUCCGAUCACUGGCGUCGCCGUUCGCUGCCUCAUUUCGAGUUUCCGAUUCUUUUUCCAGUGUAUGAAUCGGCCCUUCUCUCCGUUUUCUUCGCAGCGCGGGCCGGUGGAUCUAUUGAUUGCCAGCAGGUGAAGAAAAAGGCGCUUUUUCUAGUGGGUUUUGUUUAUAGUGCGAGGUAGGGAGAUAUAUAUAGAAAAUCGGAGAGAUGGAGGGGGAGAAGAAAUCGUCGGCGUCGGCGGUGUCCGAUAUGGGCGCGUGGGCCAUGAAUGUGAUCAGCUCCGUCGGGAUUAUCAUGGCUAAUAAGCAGCUCAUGUCCUCCAACGGCUAUGCUUUCACCUUUGCAUGUGGUUUAGCUUCUAUUUUGGAGGAUGCCUUUUUCCUCAUGCUCUCGACAACUUUAACUGGUUUUCACUUUGGUGUUACUGCACUUGUUGGUAUGAUAUCAAAUGCUACGGGGUUGUCGGCAUCAAAGCACGUGCCUUUUUGGGAACUUCUCUGGUUCUCAAUUGUAGCAAAUCUUUCGAUCACAGGGAUGAAUUUGAGCCUCAUGCUAAACUCAGUCGGGUUUUACCAAAUCUCAAAGCUGAGUAUGAUUCCUGUAGUCUGCGUCAUGGAAUGGAUCCUUCACAACAAGAAGUACUCAAAUGAAGUUAAAAUGUCUGUUGUGGUUGUAGUUAUAGGCGUUGGCGUUUGCACUGUGACCGAUGUCAAAGUGAAUGCCAAAGGGUUUCUUUGCGCUUGUGUGGCAGUUUUUGCAACAUCUUUACAGCAAAUUUCCAUAGGAUCCCUGCAGAAGAAGUAUUCUAUCGGAUCAUUCGAACUGUUGAGCAAAACAGCUCCCAUCCAGGCUUGCUCUCUCCUUGUGCUGGGCCCCAUUAUCGACUACUAUCUUUCCGGAAAAUUGAUUUUCGACUACAAUUUUGGCGGUGGAGCCAUUUUAUGCAUACUUCUCUCGUGUUCACUGGCCGUUUUCUGCAAUGUGAGCCAAUACCUCUGCAUUGGACGUUUUUCUGCUGUGUCCUUUCAAGUCUUGGGCCACAUGAAAACCGUAUGUGUCCUCACGUUAGGAUGGCUUCUGUUCGACUCAGAACUGACUUUCAAGAACAUAUUGGGAAUGGUUGUUGCAGUUGUUGGCAUGAUCAUUUACAGUUGGGCAGUGGAAGUUGAAAAGCAGCAAGGCAAUAAAUUGAUCUCUCAUGCGAAAAGCAGCUUGACAGAGGAAGAAUUUAGGUUGCUGAAGGAGGGUAUAGAGACGAUCCCUCUCAAGGAUGCCGAGCUUGUCUGGGAACAAUGGGGUGGGACAGAGGAGGAGGGGAAAGCAGUGAUUGGUUUUUUACGAAGUUUGUGGCGACAGAGAAGUCAUCUUCAAAUUCGGAAAAGAGGAAAGUGGUCCGAGGAGUUCGGUUCAGAACCAGAAGAGCAAGACUCAACAAUCACUGAGUUCGGCUUAGGCGAACCUGGCUCCAAAGAGUCAGGUACAUUGCUUGGUCCCGCUUCAGGGAAAGAGGAGGGGCCAGAGAUUUGGGUCGGGUAA